CUUCGGUUAUAAAACGCAAUCUCGAUGUCCAGAUGGCGUUCCAUCCUCGCCAUCGCCGCUCGCCUGCGCUUAGUAAUGAUCUCCGCCUCUGCCGUCUCCACUGCCACCACUUCCUCUCUGCUCCGACUUCCUUCCCUCCCGCUAAGAUUCUGCAUCUGCCUUCCUCGCUCCGGCUGCGGGCGACGCCCCAUCGCCGCCUUUGUGGCCCUCGCAAUGGCCGGGUCCUCGAGCUCCGCCGAGUCCCAUCGGCAUACUAACCGCCUUGCGUCCGAGCACAGCCCAUACCUUCUCCAGCACGCCCACAAUCCGGUUGACUGGUAUCCUUGGGGUGAAGAAGCUUUUGAGAAAGCUCGCAAAAGAAACAUCCCCAUUUUUUUAUCGAUUGGAUAUAGUACGUGCCACUGGUGCCAUGUCAUGGAAGUUGAGUCAUUCGAGAAUGAAGAGAUUGCAAAAAUGCUAAAUGAUUGGUUUGUUAGCAUCAAGGUUGACCGUGAGGAGAGACCUGAUGUUGAUAAGGUGUAUAUGACAUAUGUUUCUGCACUAUAUGGUGGUGGUGGUUGGCCGUUGAGUGCCUUCCUCUCUCCUAAUCUGAAACCCUUGAUGGGUGGAACAUAUUUUCCGCCUGAUGACAAGUAUGGAAGACCUGGUUUCAAGACAAUCCUUAGAAAGGUGAAAGAAGCUUGGGAGACUAAACGUGAGAUGCUGGAAAAAAGUGGGACUAUUGCAAUUGAACAACUUUCAGAAGCACUUUCUUCGACAGCUAACUCCAGUAAAAUAUCAGAUGAGUUAGCUCGUGUUUCCUUAAAAAGAUGUUCUAGACAGCUUGCAAGUAGCUAUGAUCCAAAGUUUGGUGGUUUUGGUACUGCUCCAAAAUUUCCUAGGCCAGUGGAAGUUUAUAUUCUGCUUUAUGAGUCAAGGAAGCUUAUGGAAGAAGGUCGGCAAAGUGAUGCUAAUAAAAAUGUGGAGAUGGUUUGCCAUACUUUGCAAUGCAUGGCUAGAGGUGGAAUCCAUGAUCAUAUUGGAGGUGGAUUUCACAGGUAUAGUGUGGACGAACAUUGGCAUGUUCCUCAUUUUGAGAAGAUGUUGUACGAUCAUGGUCAGCUUGCUAAUGCCUAUUUAGAUACAUUUUCGAUCACAAAGGACACCUACUACUCAUCUGUUGCUCAUGAUAUUUUGGAUUAUUUGAGGAGAGAUAUGAUUGGAGAUGCUGGUGAAAUUUAUUCUGCGGAGGAUGCUGACAGUGCUGAAUAUCAUGGUGCUACAACAAAGAAGGAAGGAUCUUUUUAUAUCUGGACAAGUCAGGAGAUUGAAGAGAUUCUCGGAGAACAUGCAAAUUUGUUUAAAGAUCAUUACUACAUUAAACCAUCAGGAAAUUGUGAUCUUUCUCCAAUGAGUGAUCCUCAUGAUGAAUUUAAGGGAAAAAAUGUUCUAACUGAGAGAAAAGAUGCUCCUUCCAGGGCAUCCAAAUGGGACAAGUCUAUAGACGAAUACAAUAAGAUUUUGGAAGAAUGCCGUAAAAAAUUAUAUGAUGCCAGGUCAAAACGGCCAAGACCACAUUUGGAUGACAAGGUAAUUGUAUCAUGGAAUGGGCUGGCAAUUUCUUCUUUUGCAAGAGCUUCUAAAGUUCUCAAAGCAGAACCCAAGGAAACUCAAUUUUAUUUCCCGGUGAUGGGAUGUGAUCCAAAUGAAUACCUAGAAGUUGCAGAAAAAGCAGUAUCCUUUAUCAAGAGCAAACUGUAUGAUUCAACUAUUCACAGACUGCAACAUAGCUUUCGCAAUGGUCCAUCUAAAGCACCUGGCUUUCUUGAUGAUUAUGCCUUUCUCAUUUCUGGUUUGCUAGAUCUUUAUGAGUUUGGUGGUAGGACUGACUGGUUAUCCUGGGCAAUUGAGUUACAAGCUACACAGGAUGAAUUGUUCCUGGACAAACAAGGAGGAGGUUAUUAUAAUACUCCAGGUGAAGAUCCUUCCAUCCUCCUCCGAGUAAAGGAAGAUCAUGAUGGAGCAGAGCCAUCUGGAAACUCAGUUUCAGCAAUCAAUCUGAUAAGGUUGUCAUCUAUGGUUGCUGGUGCAAGGUCUGACAAUUAUAAGAGGACAUCGGAACAUCUUCUGGCUGUUUUUGAAAAGAGGUUAAAAGAUCAAAGCAUUGCCAUCCCACUUAUGUGUUGUGCGGCACACAUGCUCAGUGUUCCUUCAAGGAAACAGGUUGUCUUGGUUGGCGAUAAAUCAUCUUCCGAAUUUGCCAACAUGGUGAUUGCUGUUUUCGCAUCAUACGAUCCCAACAGAACGGUGAUCCAAAUAGACCCCAACAACAGCGAGGAGAUGGAAUUCUGGGAGCACUACAACCCCAACAUUGCUGAAAUGGCAAAAGGAACUCCAAAAGACGAGCCAGUGGUAGCUCAUGUGUGCCAGAACUUUGCGUGCAGUCCACCAGUCACUAGUGCGGAUGGACUCCGAAUCUUGCUCGCCAAAACUGCCCCGGUUGCUUCGACCGCUUGAUGCCUAUCAUGCCUUGUAUGUAUGUGAACUUGUCGCGUACCCGUACCGCUGUUGCUUCGACCGCUUGAUGCCUAUCAUGCCUCGUAUGUAUGUGAACUUGUUGCGUACAUGUACCGCUGUUGCUUCGACCGCUUGAUGCCUACCAUGCCUCGUAUGUAUGUGAACUUGUUGCGUACACGUACCGCUGUUGCGGCGACCAUGUAAUGCCCAUCAGCCUUGUAUGUAAACUUCACACUGUGUAGAAUAGUUUGGCUUGUCGAUAUAAUUUGAUAAAGUUCCACGUGAA
Messenger RNA from Zingiber officinale, 2782 nucleotides. RefSeq names its product spermatogenesis-associated protein 20-like. The coding region runs from base 25 to 2496 and encodes 823 amino acids. Gene Ontology annotation, biological process: carbohydrate metabolic process. The transcript has 15 exons. The record is from RefSeq and is a predicted model, not a curated record. Gene Ontology annotation, cellular component: chloroplast. Lineage: Eukaryota; Viridiplantae; Streptophyta; Magnoliopsida; Zingiberales; Zingiberaceae.